This is a messenger RNA of Cyclopterus lumpus (lumpfish), 610 nucleotides long. RefSeq names its product ribosomal protein S14 (gene rps14). Gene Ontology annotation, biological process: ribosomal small subunit assembly; maturation of SSU-rRNA from tricistronic rRNA transcript (SSU-rRNA, 5.8S rRNA, LSU-rRNA); translation. Gene Ontology annotation, cellular component: cytosolic small ribosomal subunit; ribosome. The coding region runs from base 112 to 567 and encodes 151 amino acids. The record is from RefSeq and is a predicted model, not a curated record. The transcript is spliced from 5 exons. Gene Ontology annotation, molecular function: mRNA 5'-UTR binding; small ribosomal subunit rRNA binding; structural constituent of ribosome. NCBI's taxonomy places the organism in Eukaryota, Metazoa, Chordata, Actinopteri, Perciformes, Cyclopteridae.
GACCACGUGGGGCAGCAGCAGCUCGUUCCGGGGAUGAAAUGUAUUAACUUUGACCCGGAAGCGGAAGUUCCUUCUUUCUUGUUUCUGCUUCGUUUGGAGACACACUGAGACAUGGCUCCUCGCAAAGGGAAGGAGAAGAAGGAGGAGCAGGUGAUCAGUCUGGGCCCCCAGGUGGCCGAAGGGGAGAACGUGUUUGGCGUCUGUCACAUCUUCGCCUCCUUCAACGACACCUUCGUCCACGUGACCGACCUCUCCGGGAAGGAGACGAUUUGCCGCGUGACCGGCGGCAUGAAGGUGAAGGCGGACCGAGACGAGUCGUCCCCGUACGCCGCCAUGUUGGCCGCUCAGGACGUCGCCCAGCGCUGCAAAGAGCUCGGCAUCACGGCGCUGCACAUCAAGCUGAGGGCCACCGGGGGCAACAGGACCAAGACUCCGGGUCCCGGGGCUCAGUCGGCUCUCAGAGCUCUGGCUCGAUCCGGCAUGAAGAUCGGACGCAUCGAGGACGUGACCCCCAUCCCCUCCGACUCCACCAGGAGGAAGGGCGGUCGUCGUGGUCGUCGUCUGUAAAACUGCUUCAAGAUUUUCUGACAAUAAAAAGAUUAAAGUCCCA